AUGGUCGCUUCAUCGGCUCCGCUGAAUUGUGGAAGAUCGAUUGAAGCUACGUCGACGCUAAUGCGACUCAGAGUUCGCAUGACUGUCGGUCCUGCACCACCGAAUCAGAGAAUCAUGAUUGAAAUUCAGCGGGUGGAAGGGAAAUGCCAGGAGGGCUGCUACACAAGAGCUGUCGAGAUAAAAAUGAACGCAGACUUCCGGCCUGUGGGAUACAGGUACUAUUAUUAA
Cooperia oncophora is the source of this 228-nucleotide messenger RNA. NCBI's taxonomy places the organism in Eukaryota, Metazoa, Nematoda, Chromadorea, Rhabditida, Trichostrongylidae. The record is from the annotation of a GenBank genome assembly.